AUGACACAGGAACCCUCGAAAGACAACUCGCAACAUGGCGCUGCGGAUUCAGAUAGCGAAGGCGAGGAUGUCUUCCACGAUGCACGCUUUCCUGCGGACGAAGAAGCCAACCUCUUGAAAGAAUCCCAUGAGAUCAAAUCAGAAGCCAAUAAACUGUUUGCGGCUGCUUGUUAUGAUCAGGCUAUCUCCUCCUAUGAUCGUGCCCUCGCCUCAUGCCCAAAUUAUCUUGACUACGAAGUCGCCGUACUCCGGAGUAAUAUGGCCGCUUGCUACCUGAAGUUGGAAGAUUGGAGGGCAUCCGUCGACUCUGCAACUGCCUGUCUCGACCGUUUGAAUAACAUCAUCCCGUUGUCUCCGCAGGACCAGAAGGAGACCAAGGACAAGCAGUCAGAACCGGAAGAUCAAACAGACGCCGUGGUUGAGAUAUCCGGCGAGGAUGAAGAAGCCGAGGAGGAAGAGCUGAAACGUCUACAGAGGAUGGAUGAACAAAGAAAUGACGUUAUGCGGAUCCGAGCAAAAGCCCUCAUGCGACGUGCUCGAGCCAAGAGUCAGCUUGGAGGCUGGGGGAACCUUCAAGGAGCUGAAGAGGACUACAAAUUACUUGCUGGUAUGGACAACCUCCCUCCAGAUGAUAGGCGAGUUGUACAGAAAGCUCUGCGCGAGUUGCCUGGUCGAAUCAAGCAGGCACGGGAGAAGGAAAUGGCAGACAUGAUGGGUAAACUGAAGGAUCUUGGAAACGGUAUCCUCAAACCAUUCGGUCUGUCGACGAAUAACUUCAACUUCGUCCAAGAUCCGAAGAUGGGCGGGUAUAGCAUGAACUUCCAAUCGGGAUCAUAA
This is a messenger RNA of Aspergillus clavatus NRRL 1, 837 nucleotides long. Its product is annotated as putative tetratricopeptide repeat protein 1 (TTC1). Gene Ontology annotation, molecular function: protein binding. The coding region runs from base 1 to 837 and encodes 278 amino acids. The record is from RefSeq and is a predicted model, not a curated record. The transcript has 3 exons. NCBI's taxonomy places the organism in Eukaryota, Fungi, Ascomycota, Eurotiomycetes, Eurotiales, Aspergillaceae.